Babesia microti strain RI is the source of this 1035-nucleotide messenger RNA. RefSeq names its product NLI interacting factor-like phosphatase. The record is from RefSeq and is a predicted model, not a curated record. Gene Ontology annotation, molecular function: phosphoprotein phosphatase activity. The coding region runs from base 1 to 1035 and encodes 344 amino acids. NCBI's taxonomy places the organism in Eukaryota, Apicomplexa, Aconoidasida, Piroplasmida, Babesiidae. The transcript is spliced from 3 exons.
AUGAAACUUCUAUAUGGUACUGUAUAUAAAAUUCUUAAACGAAGAUGUUUUCGUAAAUUAAGUAAUAUAUUACCAGAAUCAACAAAUCACACCCAUAAUAUAAAUAUAUCAAAAUUUGAUCGCACUAUUCCUAUUAGAUCGCGGGAAUUUACAUAUUUCUCUCACUUACAACCGCGAAAAUUCGUUAGUUAUGCUGGAAAUACCGCAUAUGAGAGAUGGAAUCCCAACUUCAAUUUCUACAACUACGCCGGACUACUGGGUUUGGGAUGUAUUGUAUCCCUUUUUUACGAUAAAAAGGAUAACUCUGUAACUAUUGGUGAGAGAUUGGAGAACUUUUUUAACAAUUGUACGGAGAAAGCCACAUCCUUAAUUGACAAAUUUUUUCCUCCAAAUAAUGAGCCUUUACUUCCUGACUUUAAGGAAUUGAAUUAUCCACCAAAUCUGCCAACGCUGGUGAUUGAUGUGGAUAAAGUUAUUGCCAAGCUGGUGUACGAUAGGCGCGUGGGUUGGCAAGUGGUGAAACGCCCGGGGGCAGAUAAUUUUUUCAAGGAACUGGUGAAUUAUUAUGAAAUUGUCAUUUGGUCAGAUGAUAACUAUCCUAUGGCUUCGGACGUAGUUUACAAAUGGGGAUUGCCAGUUAUUGGUUGUAUACACCGUGACCAAUGUAAGAAAUUUAAGGGCAAGUUUAUUAAAGAUCUCAGUAGAUUGGGCAGGAAUUUAAACCGUACAAUAUUAAUUGAUCACGAAAAAACGGCAACUAUGAUGCAACCAGAAAACUCGAUAAUUAUAAGGGAAUUUAAUGGUAGCGAAGAUGAUGAUGAACUGAAAUUGCUUAUUGACAUGUUGAAAAGUAUAGCAAUUAACCCUCAAGAUGUAAGGGCUCAGAUCAAAAAUUUGGGCGGGGGUGAUGAAGAUAUAGGGAGGAGAUAUCAAGAGAAUAAGGAUCAAAUUGACAAAAUUUCAGAGUCUAGGAGGCGGCUUGGUAGAUCACUCGGGUUUUCCACAAACAAUGUGUUCAAACAUAACAGACAUUAG